UUUUUCUUUUUUUUUUUUUUUCUCUCUUUUUCUUCUCCUUAACUCCUCCAUUUUUUUUUUCUAUAUAUUUUUUUUAUUGUUCAUACUUUUUUACUUACUAUGGUAAAUGAACAAACACCAUUGAUUCCUCAGCCAGUAGGAUCUAUUUCAGAUCGACGACAACAAAGAAAAAGAGAAGCAACUGGAUUACUCUGCAUGGCUCUUUCAGCAUUGGGAUUCUCUCUUAUGUCACUCUUCGUUAAACUUAGUGGUUCAAGUUUUCCUUCUUUUGAAAUUGUCUUCGCUAGAUCUAUUAUUCAAACUAUUCUAGGUUUGAUCGGUUGUUUCAUCCUUCGUGUUCAUCCUUUAGGUGAUCCUAAAGUUAGACCUUGGUUAGCUUUCCGUGGUCUUGUUGGUUCUUUAGGUCUAGCUCUCUUUUUCUAUAGUAUCACAAAACUUCCUUUGGCUGACGCUACUGUGAUUUUCUUCUUGGGACCUACUUUUACUGCCAUACUUGCUGCUAUUGUUUUAGGUGAAUCUUUUACUCUCUUUGACGGCAUAUGCUCAGCACUCUGUCUUGUUGGUGUAAUAUUGGUAUCCAAACCUGAAUUCCUUUUUGGUAGUAACAAUGGUGAUUUUAUAAAUGAAGAUGCAUCUUGGACUCGAAUCCUUGCUAUUUUAUGUUCUUUACUUGGUGCUGUCAUGUCAGCAUUUGCCUAUGUUACUGUUCGUCGUAUUGGAAAAGGUGCCUCUUAUAUGGUUCAUGUCGUCUAUUUUGGUGGUAUUUCAACUGUUGUUAGUGCUCUUGGUAUGUGGUUGUGGCAAGGUUAUAUCUCUCCUUCAGGUUGGAAAGAAUAUACAAUGUUGUUACUAGUUGGUAUCUCUGCAUUUAUUGGACAAUGUCUUUUGAAUCAAGGAUUACAAAUGGCACCUGCAGGCCCAGGUACUUUGAUGCGUAUGAACGAUGUAGUAUUUGCCUUUUUAUUUGGUAUUUUAAUCCUUCAUGAAUAUCCAGAUAUCUAUAGUGUUUCUGGUGCUUGCCUGAUUGUGUUGAUGACAACUGCUCUUGGUCUACAUAAAUGGUGGUCUUCUACUCGCCAUUAACGUUCCUAUUCUCACCCCUUCCUUUCAAACUUAGACAAUUCACGCCCCGAACAUAGACAUUUUUUUUUAUCGUCUUAUUAUUUUUUUUUCUCCUUUUAUUUUGUUUGUCUUCUUUCU
Halteromyces radiatus is the source of this 1200-nucleotide messenger RNA. Its product is annotated as EamA-like transporter family-domain-containing protein. The coding region runs from base 100 to 1083 and encodes 327 amino acids. The record is from RefSeq and is a predicted model, not a curated record. The transcript has 4 exons. Gene Ontology annotation, cellular component: membrane. Lineage: Eukaryota; Fungi; Mucoromycota; Mucoromycetes; Mucorales; Cunninghamellaceae.